Messenger RNA from Trypanosoma grayi, 3540 nucleotides. RefSeq lists its product as hypothetical. The transcript has a single exon. NCBI's taxonomy places the organism in Eukaryota, Euglenozoa, Kinetoplastea, Trypanosomatida, Trypanosomatidae. The record is from RefSeq and is a predicted model, not a curated record. Bases 1 to 3540 code for a protein of 1179 amino acids.
AUGUUCGCUUUCCUUCCACCUGCGAAGGUCGCCAGGACGCAGCGCUCGCCACUGAGCAGCACCGAGACGCUCAGCGAGACAACUCCAUUAACAGCUCCAGCGGUCGUGGCGGCAAACUCAUUUACUUCAAUAGGGGGGGAGCGUGUGCGGCCGACGUCGAUCGCCGACGCGGAGAUACGCAUGGGGAGCAUGACGAUUCGUCCGUCCGUGUUUCUCUCGGGCAUUGGGGCAUACAGCUGCUGGAUCGUUGACGAAAACACGCGCCUGCUGCGUGUGUGGAACAUGAGGAAACCGUUCUGGCAGCGCACAGCCCCCCGCAUGGCGCAGAUCCCCACCUUCACUGAGGACGAGGGGCUCCCACUCUUUGUGGCGGAGCUUGACUCCGAUGAGGAAUCGCUGGCGUUCUGCACUGACUACGGUGCCGUCUCCAGCCUUGACCAUUCGGUCGAGUUCCGCUUCUACAGCGAGGACGACGCCAUUUCCGUGUCAGCCUUCGCAUGCCGCCGAGAAGGUGACGCUAUGCUCACGGCAGUGGGGACCGCUGCAGGUGCAGUGCUCGUCGCGAUCAAGGUAGAUGGCGAGCGCGUCGUUGCGGACUUUGAUCGCGCGGAAUGCCGGGUUUCGGUGCGCACAUCGCCGCUGUCGUCAUCGAUGGGGGCGUGGUGGCGCGCAUGGUUGCCAGGGUGGGCGGGGGCGGGGGCGGCGGCGAAGGAGAACAGCACCGCCAAUAACCAAUACUGCAGCAGCGGAGGCGCAGAUAGUGGACACGAAAUUACGUUGCUGCGCUUCCGCGCAGCCAAUGCAACGCAACUGUGGGCCAUCAACGCCGCUUCGGAGGUCUUCUUACUCGAAUUUGGCCCACUGCACUGCCGUCAUGCGGGCGAUCGUCGUGUCCGUGCCAAGUGGGCGACGAACAUUUCUGCGAUGCUGCAGCACCAGUGCCGUGUGGUGGCCUUUGACGAAAGCGCGUCGCAGCUCUGCUGUCUGGUGUAUAUGGUGCCGUGCGGUGGGCACGAGGCAAGCUUGGAGCUCGUGAUGCUGGAUACCAAUAAUGGUGCGGUGCGACAGACAUUGAGCAUGCAGUCCAUUGGAUCGCUGGCCAAAACAGUGUUUAGCAGUCCUCUGCAACACACGAAGGUUUACCUUGAUGAAGCACGUCACGUGGUGACGGUGCUUGCAGGGCACUUCUGCGUGCGUCUUAACACCCGCGUGGGCGUACGAAGUCCGUGCUCCAGUGAAGAUGUUCACAUGCUGCGCGGCGUGGAGCGGCCACUCGGCAGUUCACUUCUGUCGGACGGCCGGAUUGUGACUAUAGACAUUAACGGGCCCGUGGAAUCCGUCAUCCGCGCUGAGGGUGCGAUGAUAGAACCUACCAGUAAUAUCAGUACAGAGCAGCACAAAUCUCGUGACGCGUGCCACAGGUCCCACUUCACGGGCAAACGCGAGGUCCUCGCGGAUAUGGCACAACAUGUUAAUGGCAUUCUUCAAACGCUUCACAUUGACGCCAAAAUGUCUCUUGAUUCAGCGGUGCUGGAGGCAAGUGAGGCCAUUUGCUCGCAUCAGGUGCCACACGAGGGCAAUUGGGCACGUGCGGACCUCAAUGUGGAGGAUGAGAACAUGGUGAUGCACGUGACGCACAGCCUUGUGCAGCGGCAGCAGGAGCACCGCCGCUUCCUUUUGACAGUGCUUCUGCAUAAUGAAAUCGGGCCGCUUCUUCAGCCUCAGACAAUUGCGCGGCUGCUGUCAAUGCAGGAAGCUCUACUUGCCAUGGUAGCGAUUCGACGCCUGCAGAACGACAGUUCCUAUCCGUUGUCCACUACUACUGACGUUGAAUUUGAUGUGCUAACACCGCUUUACCGCCGCGCUACCGCAACUGAGCUACAACAGCAAGGCGCCGGAUCCUCAGUGGAAACGUACCUUCGUUUAGCACGAAGCUCGAUUGAGCGCGAGCAGUGCCAGCAGCUGUUGCGUAAGGCCGUAAUCCAAGUUGCGGAUCGCAUUCGUUGUGAACCCACAUCCACACCUUCGGCGAAUGCACGGGCCACAGCGGCGGAAAUUGUCUUUGGGGAACCGAGCCAUAUCAGUAUGCUGUUAAAGGUUCUCGGUGAGCACUUCUGUGAGACGCAGCGUAGUGUGCUGGUGGAUCAUCGCACUAAAUUUGAAGAGGCGAUGGCUGUAGCCACAAUUUUUGUUCUCGUUGCACGUGCUGUCGACGAGUCACGUGAAGACAUGGCACAGUUCUACGCCACACCUCGCAACGUUCGUAUAAUGCAGUGGACAAGCGCGGAAUUGGAGGACUACGGAAUCCAACUCCAGGUGGCGAGCGCGUGUACAACUCUGUCCAAUGCAUUGGCCGAAGUCGUGGGAUCUUCUGUAAUAAAUAAUGCCACCACAAUCGAAGCAGCGUCAAGUCCUGCCCCGGAGAACGCGGCGUCUUCAGCGUGGACCGUUUCCCUGGCAGAUCAGCUGCGUCUGCUUGAUCUUCUUGCUUUCAUUAUCCACUUCUCUUUCCGCAACCACUCACAGGGCGGCCCUGCCUUCUACGCUAACGCCAUGAAGUGCACACUUUUCCGCGAGCCAUUCCUGCACGAGCCUCUCGGCUACCCGUUUGGCGUCCCGCGCCCCUCGACAGAUGCGACGCUUGGUGCCACAGUGCUGCACCUGUGUGAGGAGCUAGCGCUGGAGUUCACGGUGAGUGACGUCCUGGUUGCCCUCUGUCUUGCAGAGCCAGUAGAGGACCCUCUGCAAGAAAGGCGAAAGUAUGAGAAGUUAGGCACCUUUUGUCAGCGCAACCCUGAGAUGUACAACAUCGCCCUUCAUGCGCUACUGUCACAGCGCCGAGAAUGGGAACUACAGUUGUUACCGGAGCUACUGCCAGAGUAUGAUGCAGCAGCCGUAGCACGCGACACGUUUCUCAUGCGAGAUGCACCGCAGUUGGCGUGGCUGGUGAAACCAACAGCAUUCCAGGCGCUGGUCGAUGAAGGUGUGUGGUCUCCGUCGUAUCUUGCCUACGGUGACGACCUCGUGACACACCGCUCGCUUUGUCUUUCCAUGGCAAAAUUGGCAUGGGUCGCCGCGGGCGCUCCGACCAGCAGCUCGUACUAUGCUCUACGACUUGACGACGAGGUGGUGGCGGCACAGAAGGCGCAUCUACUGCCAGAGACCAAAAAUGUGGAGUUGGGCCCCGCCGAAAUUGUACAGCGACUACUGAAACUGCAGUCACCGGAUGCGUGGGUCUCUGCAACACUGGUCGCCUGCUUGGUUGAGGAGGAACUGCGCGAGGACCUCCUGACGCAGAUUGUGCGUCGGGCGAAGCGGCAUGACGGAGAGGCCUUGUUGAAGAUUUUCCACGAUGGAGCAAGUGAGCUUGAGGUGUCGCGCGCACUGGAGGCAACCGCUACUGGACGCAUUCUGAUUGCCGCGGCGAAUGCACAGUGCGCGUCGUACGUGGCUCGUGUCUGGACGAACGUCCUUGACACCACAGAGCAGCGGCUGCUGGCAUCGUGGAUGCAGGUGCGGGCGACGGGCGUGGCGGCUUGA